UCGGUGCUUCCCCGAUACGACGCUCGCGAUGCGCUGCCGUCCCGUCGUCCUGCAUCUCUGGCUGUCGCUCGUCCUCUUGGCGUCCACGCGCAUGCCCGCCGUCGUCUGCGCCAACAUGACGUCACAGAACGACACGCCAACUGCGACGCCCGUAACAGUCACGACGCCACCUACGGCAAGCCCCGUGCCGACGGACGCCCCGACACCGAGCCCAUCGCCAUCCACGAUGACACCGCCCCCAACAACCACACCGCCGCCUCCUACAACGACACUGCCACCCACCACGGUGACCCCAGAGCCCACUACGACCCAAGCACCGACGACAACGACACCACCACCGACGGCUACGCCGACAACAACGACAACAACAGCACCAACGCCAAUUCCCGAGGUUAUCAUCAUGACGGACGCGCCAACAAUUCAACCUAUGCGCGAAGCCGUGCCGACGAUGGCCAAGGAGGUUGCUAGCUCCGCGCCGCCUGCUUCUGCAGCUCCAAUCGCCACGACCGGCGCGCCGUGGAAGUUUUAUGUUGCUAUCGCUGCUGCAAACGUUGCCGUUGUCGCAGUCGUGCUCUUUGUGCUCUUUCGGCGGCGCGCGGCGCGCCAUCGAAAAACCAUGGACUCGUUCGAGUCCUUCACGCCCCGGGGUGACCAGCGACCGUUCGACUCGAACAGCGUCGACGUCGACCUCAUGGAAAGCAGCGUCGUGUCCUACGAGGCUCUCACGCCGUGCGAAAACAUCGUCACAAGCGGCUACAGCAGUGUCGACCCGUCCUCAAGCAUGCGCAUGUCCAAGCUGAGCUUUAUGAGCGAGGGUGAUGAGCCACUGGAGAACGACGACCUCGAAGACAUGGUUGUCCUUACCCAUCCGCAGCAGUACGGCCCCGACAUGCACAAGGCCCGCUGGUCUGCAUUCAACAUCCGCCCAGAGUUUCCAGGCAACAUUUCGACGACGCUCCGUGCGACGUACCCGUCGUGGCAGGAACGACUAAGCAAAGGAUCAAGCUCCCACGCGCACGAGUCGAGCGUCGUCGACGACGACGACGAACUCCCGACGCCAUCGCACGACCCAGCGUUCCCAAAAAUGCUCAGUGCGCAAUCCAACUGGUCCCAAUGGCAGGACGGCCACUCGUUCAGCGGGCACUUGAGCGAAGAGGACGAUGACGCGAGAACCAGCAGCGUUGCCGAGUGGCACGAUGGCGAGCGCGACAGCUACAUGACAGACGACGACGCGCCGCGUAUCAGCCUCGAGUCAGCCGGCGUUGACUGGCACUUGGGCUCUGCUGACGACUGGCAUGACUCGAGGCUGCACCCGUGA
Messenger RNA from Saprolegnia parasitica CBS 223.65, 1318 nucleotides. RefSeq lists its product as hypothetical. The transcript has a single exon. NCBI's taxonomy places the organism in Eukaryota, Oomycota, Saprolegniomycetes, Saprolegniales, Saprolegniaceae. Bases 29 to 1318 code for a protein of 429 amino acids. The record is from RefSeq and is a predicted model, not a curated record.